Messenger RNA from Cyprinodon variegatus (sheepshead minnow), 632 nucleotides. It is a transcript of the gene nrn1lb, whose product is annotated as neuritin-like protein. Gene Ontology annotation, biological process: nervous system development; neuron projection extension. The transcript has 3 exons. NCBI's taxonomy places the organism in Eukaryota, Metazoa, Chordata, Actinopteri, Cyprinodontiformes, Cyprinodontidae. The coding region runs from base 129 to 632 and encodes 167 amino acids. The record is from RefSeq and is a predicted model, not a curated record. Gene Ontology annotation, cellular component: plasma membrane.
AAUUUCUGUACGGAUGAACCACAUUGGAAUAUCUUAAAGCGUCGACUUUUCCUCUGUUUUUGGACCUCCAGCUUGUUGGAGUCUCAAAGGUGGUAAUCAGCUCCUGCAGGACUCUCCUAGACCCUACUAUGAAGUCCCAUCCAGGAGUCUCAACAGUGCUGCCCAUCGCUCUCUGCCUCAGUUUGGCUCCUGUGUGUUUGGGAGCUGCCAUCCCUGCUGCAUGUGGAACCAUCUACAAGAGCUUUGCUCAGUGUUUACUCUCACUUGGGGACAGCUUGGUGGAAACACAAAAAGACCAAAAUACACAAGAUAUAGACUCGAUCUGCAGGUCCUGGAAUGCUUUUCAUGUCUGCGCCAGCACUGCCUUGGCUGGCUGUCCUGGAGAAGCAGCGGCUAUCUGGGAGUCUCUGAGGCAAGAGUCCAGGAAGACCCAGUUUUCCGGAAACCUUUACGACAUGUGUGCCAGCCGGACAACUCUUCCCCCCAGCGCUGUGCCUACACCUCAGAGCUCUGCCACCUCAGACCAGAUGAACAAGGAGACUCUGAAAGGGCAAACACACAGGCUGAGUCCCACCAGCAUCUCAAUGCUUCUCCCUGGGUUCAUCAUUCUACUAGUUUCCCUCCGGAGUUAG